CAUUAUAACAGCCGAAUUCUAAGAUUAAUCUGAUAUUGUUGUUCACCGAUUUGUUCCAGCUCAGUAUUCCAUGCUCUCCAACUCUAAGAUUACUUCAAAAGUUUCUCAAGACCUUAUCAAUGCUUCAAAUAAAUUCAAAACUAACAGGAAUACCAAUACCAAUAACAAAAUUUCCUCGAGCACAGUUUGUGCAAAGGAUUUUAGCAAAAAUAUUACAACAUACAAAACUACAGAUGUAGCCAAAACUGAGUUUCUUCAAAAUUUAAAUUUUUCAAAAUCCAAAACUGAUCCUUUUCGAGAAUGGAGAAUAGAAUGGUUGAAUAUAUUGCCCAGAUCUUAUAUUUAUUUUGAUUCAAGAACAGAAGAAAACCCAGUUUUAAAGGCCAACAAAAAUGCUCUUUGUCAGUUUGAAAAGUAUUUUGUAUCAUGUUUUAGAAAAUUGAAGGCUAAUAUUGCUCCAACAUUUCAACCAAACCAAACUACUAUUAUAAUAACAAUGAAUAAUUAUAAGAAAAAUCCUCAAAACUCGAAUGAUUUAAUUUUUUCGGUUGCUGAAAAAAGAGAAAUUAAAAUUUGGGGAUACGAAAAAACAAAUCGAUUUUUAUUAAAUUUAUUCAACCAAAGAAAUCAGAAAAGUCAACUUUUCCUCAACCAAUUAUAUUCUCAAAAUUCUUAUCUCCGGGUCAAAAAUUCAAAGCCUCAGGAACAAAAUAACCAAAUUGACAAUAACGAAGCAAAAAUCCUAACCCAGAUAACAAACAAUUUAAAUCAUCAUCAAAAACAACGUCGUCUUCAGCAGCAGCAGCAGCAGCAACAACAACAACAACUAAAAAGAAAUAGAACAACUGAGUUGUCCACUUUAUUGAAACAGGAAAAAUAUUAUGGAAACACUGGAACCCCUGAAAAAGAAAAACUUUACAUUUUUCAUAGACCUUUUUUUUAUGUUUAUGAUCUUAGUCAAAGAUAUCGACCACCAUAUAUCAAAGAAUAUAAUACCACAAAUAAUGCUCCUGAUAGCAACAAACUGAAUAAUAAUAAAACCAAGCCUAAUGGUGAUAAAACUUUUGAUACUAUCCCUCAAUUUUAUGCUUCCACUGAAGGUAGAUCACCCUUUGUGCCUGAUCCAGAUGAUUUUGACGAUACAAAAAGAGUUUUAAAAAGAUUUUACAGAUUUAGAGCAAACAAAGCUUAUAGAAGAAACUUGCGAAAAAUUUAUUGUCAAGACUAUGAUUCAAAUGAAAUUGAUAAAGAUUGUAUAGACGACGAUAAUUUUGUCUACAAUGUUGAACUUGAAAAUCAACUUGAACAAGAAAGAAUCAGAAAUAUUAACAAUAGCAACAAUAAUAAUUUGACGAAUAAUGAAAAUCUUGAAACACUCAAGGAUACUAACACUGCUAAUCAGAAAUAUAAAGUCAAAAGGUUAGAUAAUGCUUACACUUCUGCAUUAGAAAACCAUUCUACAAAAACUGACAAAGAUGAGAAAUUUGAUCAAACUAAUUUUAUCCAAAAUAAUAAUAUUUUCAGUCUAUCAAAAUUAUCUAACGAUAAGACUGAACCAACAUCGAAAAUUUCAGUUUCUCCAAACAAAAAUUUAAAUCUUAAUGGUUUCAACAAUUUCAAUACCUUGAACUUCAACUGUGCUAAUAACUUUAGUAAUAACUUCAGCAAUAACUUUAGUAAUAAUAAUAAUAAUAAUAACUAUAAUAAUAACAAUCACUAUAAUAAUCACUAUAAUAUUUUAAGCAACCAUAUAUUUUUAAAUAAUACUACUAAUAAAAACAAUCAAAGGAAUAUUUCAGUUAUAAAACUUUCCAAAACAUGUGUUAAAAUUACAGGAUUAAAUUCUGUUUACAGUGAAAGAAGAAAACGAUCAUUUUUUGAAAUUGAAGCCUCUGGAGUUAAAUCCAGUCAAUUUGGUGUCACAUCGUUUAACACAAUGAGAACUGAAGGUGUAGGCAAUGGUUUAGGGCCAGCAUCGUCCUUUGUUAGUUCAAAGGAAAUUAGGUUGUUGAAGAAAAAAGUACUUGAUGAUAAGACCACAUUUCGACUUGUUAAUUGUGUAAAUAAUGAUAAUUAUGAAACAGAUAACCAUGCUACUACUACUAUCGCUAAUAAUAAUAAUAAUAAUAGUAACAAGAAAUUCAACAAUAAGAUUGAUAAUCAAAAGGCAUGCACAAAAGUAAAAAAUGAUUGUAAAAUGAAAUUGGGAUAUCAAGAAAAUAUAACUCUUGGUGGUAGAGGUUUAGAGAAAAUUCAAGAAAAUGAAGAAGAUAACGAUGAUAAUCAACAUAAUCUUAAAUGCAGUAUUGAUGAUAAUAAAAAUACAGCUGUUACUACUAUUACUAUUAAUGAGGAUAACAAAAAUAUCAACUGCAAAAAGCUCCAAGUACCUUUAGAGAAUACUGGGUAUUGUGAAAACUGUCGAGUAAAAUAUGAUAGUUUUAAAGAGCAUAUUAUCACUGAUAAGCAUAAAGCAUUUGCUAGAACAGCAAAGUAUUUCAAGAGAAUUGACGAUUUGAUUAGUUUGUUAGCAGAAUCAAGAAGCUAAGAAAGGUGACUUGAUUGAUUUUCAAUUCAUUUUGCAGAUACAUUUUACAGAUACAUUUUACACAUAUUUUUUGAACUUAGAUUUUUCAAUUUAAAUUUUUAUAUUUAAUAUAGCA
This is a messenger RNA of Ascoidea rubescens DSM 1968, 2663 nucleotides long. RefSeq lists its product as uncharacterized. Bases 71 to 2548 code for a protein of 825 amino acids. The record is from RefSeq and is a predicted model, not a curated record. Gene Ontology annotation, molecular function: nucleic acid binding; zinc ion binding. NCBI's taxonomy places the organism in Eukaryota, Fungi, Ascomycota, Saccharomycetes, Ascoideales, Ascoideaceae. The transcript has a single exon.